Messenger RNA from Loa loa (African eye worm), 1005 nucleotides. RefSeq lists its product as hypothetical. The record is from RefSeq and is a predicted model, not a curated record. The transcript has 8 exons. NCBI's taxonomy places the organism in Eukaryota, Metazoa, Nematoda, Chromadorea, Rhabditida, Onchocercidae. Gene Ontology annotation, cellular component: mitochondrial inner membrane. Gene Ontology annotation, molecular function: thiamine transmembrane transporter activity. Bases 1 to 909 code for a protein of 302 amino acids. Gene Ontology annotation, biological process: thiamine pyrophosphate transmembrane transport.
AUGAUUGGAUAUGGUACCCAAGAAUUGACAUCAAUUGAGUACAGUGCAGCGGGUUUGAUUACGGGAAUUGCGACGAGAUUUCUUAUACAACCUCUUGAUGUUUUAAAAAUUCGAUUUCAAGUUCAACGAGAACCGACGUUCGGCAAAACCAAAGGACAGUAUCAUGGCAUUUUUCAAGCUUGUUCACGAAUUUAUGAGGAUGAAGGAUUGGUGGCAUUCUGGAAAGGUCAUGUUCCUGCUCAAGGGUUGUCCGCCAUUUAUGGAAUUGUGCAAUUCGCUAUUUUUGAAUUCCUUACUGAACAGGCAGUUAGAUGCCCACUUGCAAAUGAAAAUCGACGAGUAACGGACAUUAUUUGCGGAGCGUUAGCUGGAUGUGGAGGAACGGCUUUCUCAUUGCCGUUCGAUGUUAUCAGGACAAGAUUAAUCAUUCAAGCUCAGCAUAAAGUUUAUAAUGGGACGUUGCAUGCCAUAACUUUUAUUUGGAAAUCGGAAGGUUUUCGUGGUUUUUUCCGGGGAUUCACUCCGUCUUUAAUUCAGAUUGCUCCUUUUAUUGGUUUGCAGUUUUCCCUAUACAACGUUCUCAGCGUUUCGUGGGAAAGACUUCCAGAUUAUUUAGAAUCUUUUGGACCGUUAUGUUGUGGCGCCUUGGCUGGUGUAAUAUCAAAAACAGUGGUCUAUCCCUUAGACGUUUUUCGACAUCGUUUACAAGCGCAUGGCUUCGGUUGUUUCAAGCAGUUACCAUGGCAUUCGAUGCGUUCCACCACUGCUGCAAUUUUGAGAGAUGAAAAAGUCACAGGACUGUUUAAAGGACUAUGGCCGUCACAGCUCAAAGCUGCUUGCAGUUCCGGUUUAGCCUUUAUGUUUUACGAAAUUUGUCUGAAAGUAAUGCGUGAUCUUAAGUCGCCUUAAUUCAUGUGAUGGCACUUUCUGCAUUGUUUGCUUAACUAUGGUUGCAUUCGAAACUUAUUGCAUGUUAGGUGCUUUUGACAUGAUAUGGAUUAUAUA